AUGACACGAUCCAUCAACGACACCAAGAGCCCGAACGACCCGAAGCACUACCGGCUCUUCACGCUGCCCAACGGCCUCGAGGUGCUGCUUAUGCAGAACGUCCCCGGCGCUGGCGACGAUGGCGACGAGGUUGAGGAGAGCGAGGCCGACAAUGGCAGCGAGAAGGACGACGAAGUUGACGUGGAUGAUGUCGUCGAAAAAGUGCCCUUGGCCAAAGAUGACGAAAAGGUAAACGACGGCCCCGCGCCCCGCAAGGCCGGCGCCUGCUUGACCGUUGGCGUCGGCAGCUUUGCCGAGCCCGAGCAUCUUCCUGGCCUGGCGCAUUACCUCGAGCACAUGCUCUUUAUGGGCAGCGAAAAGUACCCGGACGAGAACGAGUUUGAGGCCUUUCUGAGCGCUCAUGGCGGCUCCAGCAACGGAGGGACCAGUACCGAGUAUACAAAAUACAUUUUCGAGGUCGGGCCCAAGCACCUCGCGCCAGCGCUCGAUAUGUUUGCGCAGUUCUUUGUGGCGCCGCUCAUAUUGGCCGAGACCCUCGACCGCGAGCUCUUGGCGAUCGAGUCGGAGUUUGCGCGUGCGAGCCGAUCCGACAGCGUCCGCUACGAGCAAGUGCUGUGCGACCUCGCACUGCCGUCGCACCCGUUCCGUCAGUUCAGUUGGGGCAACACGAAGAGUCUCAAGACGGUGCCGGAAGCAAAGAACAUCGACGUCCGCGCCGAGAUCCUCGCGUUCUACAGGGCGCACUACUCGGCCAACCUCAUGAAGCUCGUCGUCUGCGGCGAAGAGUCGUUGGACGAGCUCGAGGCCUACGUCCGUGGGUCGUUUAGCGACGUGCCCAACUGCGACCGCGUCGGUGCCGACUAUGCGCACCUGUCCAUGCCGUUCGAGUCGUCAGCGCUCGUCCAGAUGGUGCCAUUGAAGGAGGCGCAUGUGUUGUACUUGCACUGGCCGCUGCCGCCGCUCGUGGGCCACCACGACCUCAAGCCCGCCGAAUACGUGGCGUCGAUCCUUGGCCACGAGACCGAGGGUUCGAUCCUGCAUUACCUCAAGGAGAAAGGGUGGGUGUCGUACCUCACAGCGGGCCUCACCGAGACGCACGGCUACGACUACGGGUCGUUCGGUGCGAUCUUCUCGCUCGUGAUCGAUCUCACGCUCGACGGCCUCGCCGCGUACGAAGACGUUGUCGGCGUCGUCUUCCAGUUCCUCCACAUGAUGCAGAACAGUUCGCUGCCGGCGUGGAUCUUUGAGGAGCAAAAGGCCAUGGCGCAAGUCAGCUUCCGCUUUAAAGAAGACGGGAAUGCGUUCGAGCUGUGCGAAAAAUACGCUGUGCUCAUGCAGGACGUGUAUCGAAUCCCAUCGAGUGAGCUCUUGACGUACGAAGUACCCAAAGGCGACUUUGACGAAGCCCGCGUCCGGUCGCUCGUGCUCGACCACCUCACGACGGACCGCAUUCGCAUUCACCUCGCCUCCAGUACGCUGGUGCCCGACGACACGUGGACCGAAGAACCGUGGUUCCAAGUGCCGUACAAGGCCCAGCCGAUCCCGGGCCAUCUCUUGCAGCAGUGGGCCACGCCGUCGAUGCACCCGUCGCUGCGAUACCAGGUCGCCAACCCGUUCAUUCCGCGCGACGUGUCGCUCAUUGACGUGCCCGAGAUCUUUGAGGCGCCGCGCAAGGUGCUAGCGACGCCGAGUGCGACUGCUUACUACCUCCCCGACACGGUCUUCAAGUCGCCCCGGGCGUUUGUGAUGCUGCACUUUUCGCUGCCGGCGAUGGCGCGUCGCGCGGACGCGAUCGUGCUCGGCGACGUGUACGUGCGCAUGGUCCAGGACGCGCUGAACGCGGACGCCUACUUUGCGCACAAAGCCCACCUCUCGUACUGGCUGCGCGUCAAGAGCGCGAGCGGCUUUGAGCUGCAAAUCGGCGGCUUCCAUGACAAGCUGCUCGAGCUCGUGUACGUCGUGACCAAGACGCUCGCGACGGGCACGAGUACGGACGGCGAGAUGCUCCGUGAAGCGCGCUUCCGCGUUCUCAAGGAAGACCUUUUGCGUACGUACAAGAAUUUGCACUUCCGACCCACGGCCAAGGCCGCGUACAUGCGUGAGCAGCUGCUCGAGGCCGAGGCCGUGCAGCUCCCGACGCUCAUUGCUGAACUCGAAGCACUCACGUACGAGUCGGUGCUUGCCGUUGCGGUCAUGUCCAAGGCCCUCUGGGCGGGCGGCCACGUGACAGCGUUCGUCCACGGCAACAUCACGCAAGCAAAAGCGAUUGCGAUGACGUCGACGGUCGCGGGCUACUUUUCCUUUGGCAACUCGGCGCCGCGCCCGCCGAAAGCCAUCUACAAGCUACCAUCCGACGGACUGGUGCUCCACGAAGAGAGCGAGAACAGCGAAGAAGUCAACUCGGUCGUCGACGUCCAUUACCAGUUUGGCAACGAGACGGUGGCGACGCUGGGCAUGGCCGACCUUCUCCAGCAAAUCAUGCAAGUGCCGUUCUUUGACACGCUGCGCACGAAACUGCAGCUCGGGUACGAAGUGGCGUGCUCGGUGCGCGUGACGCAUGGCAUCCUCGGCUUUGGACUCAAGGUCGUCUCGGCUUCGACGCCGACGAGUGCGAUCGCGGCCGCCAUGGACGCCUUCGUGGUCAGCUUUGCGCAUACACUCGAGACGAUGGACGAAGCCACGUUCAAGGGCCACGUGCGGGCGCAGAUCCAGGCGCGCGUCGAACCGGACGCGUACCUCUUUUCAACGACGCUGCGCCAUUGGCACGAGAUCCCGUCGCAGCGCCUGGCAUUUGACAUUAACGCGCAGCUCGUCAACUGGCUCAAGUCCCCAGGCUGCUCGCGCGAAGCUGUGCGCCGCCAAUACGCGCGCUGGUUCCACAAGCCCCAGCUCCGCGUGGUCGUCGUCGGUCGAAAGAGCUCUUCGACGCUCGAAGGCCGUGAAGAGCCGCCAACCGACGCGCUUCGUAGCAUUGACGACGUGUACGCGCAGAAGGCUCGUCUCGUGUGCUUUCCCGAGCGCCACACAAUCCCCGCGGCUUAGAGGGUGCCAAGUCUUGAGCAUGCAUAGGUAUUUUCGACUUAAAACGAACAAAAUACAUACAUAUACGG
Molecule: messenger RNA, 3110 nt
Organism: Saprolegnia diclina VS20
Lineage: Eukaryota; Oomycota; Saprolegniomycetes; Saprolegniales; Saprolegniaceae
Exons: 6
Coding region: 1-3042 (1013 amino acids)
Biological process (GO): proteolysis
Molecular function (GO): metal ion binding; metalloendopeptidase activity
Source: RefSeq, a predicted model, not a curated record